This is a messenger RNA of Carassius carassius (crucian carp), 1745 nucleotides long. RefSeq names its product gastrula zinc finger protein XlCGF8.2DB-like. The record is from RefSeq and is a predicted model, not a curated record. The transcript has 3 exons. Lineage: Eukaryota; Metazoa; Chordata; Actinopteri; Cypriniformes; Cyprinidae. The coding region runs from base 165 to 1196 and encodes 343 amino acids. Gene Ontology annotation, biological process: regulation of transcription by RNA polymerase II. Gene Ontology annotation, molecular function: DNA-binding transcription factor activity; RNA polymerase II cis-regulatory region sequence-specific DNA binding.
GUUUUAGCUUUACACAUGAGUAAAGCGCAACCACACGCGUUACAGAAAAGACGCGUCUCAUUUCGCUCUUUAUAUCGUGAAUCAGUUUAUAAUAAACAUUAAUUCAGUCACUGAGUGUUGAAGAACACCGAAAGUAAAGCUACUGAGAUCCAUGCGACGUAAAGAUGGCGUCUAUUAAAGAGGAGAGUGAAGACAUUAAGAUUGAAGAUGCAAUCAGUGUGAAACAAGAAGAUACUGAGGAACAAACAGAUCUGAUGCCACUGAAAGAGGAGAAUGAAGUACUUGAUGAAAUCAAAAAUCGUGAUAUCGUAACUGAAGAAAUAUCUGAAAAGACUUCCUCACAAAAAAGUAAUUUCACCUGCCAACAGUGUGGAAAGGGUUUUUCUUCAAAAGGAAACCUGAAACGCCACAUUGAUGCUCACUCUGGAGAGAGGCCUUACGCCUGCCAGCAGUGUGGAAAGUGUUUCAAUAAAAAAGCAACCCUUAAAGGCCACAUGAGUAUUCACACUAAAGAAAAGCCUUAUAAGUGCCCUCAGUGUGGAAACUGUUUCACUCAGCAAGGAAAUUUUAACAGGCACAUGAGAGUUCACACUGGAGAGAAGCCUUACGCCUGCAAACUGUGUGAAAAGAGCUUUACAACAAAACUAAACCUUAAGGAUCAUAUAAACAGUCACACUGGUGAGACGCCAUUUACAUGUGAUCAGUGUGAAAGGAGGUUCCGAUAUAAGAUAACCCUUAAAAGGCACAUGAAGGUUCACUUAAGAGAGAGCAGUUUUACAUGUCCUCAGUGUGGAAUGAGUUUCUCAGACAGCAAAAACCUUACGAAUCAUGUGAUUACUCACACUGGAGAGAAACCACACAUGUGCCUUCAAUGUGGAAAGACUUGCUCAAACAAUACAAUUCUUGCUGUUCACAUGAGAAUUCAUACUGGAGAGAAGCCUUUUAACUGCCCUCAGUGUGGAAAGAGCUUCAGAUCUAUAGCAAACUUACAGACUCACAUGAGAGUUCACACAGGAGAGAGGCCUUACAUCUGCCCUCAUUGUGGAAAGAGCUUCAGAUUUAUUGGAAACUUACAAACUCACAUGAGAGUUCACACAGGAGAGAGACCUUACAAGUGUCUUGAGUGUGACGAGAGUUUCUCAUAUCAGAGAGACCUGAAACACCAUCUGCUAACUCACUCUGGAAAGGAAUUCUAGUGUUUCCUCAGUGGCAACAGAUUUACAAAAUAGAGCAAUUUCAAACCUGCCAUUCAGUCUAGAGAAUAGCAAAUUUCUUAUGAAAUAAAAUGUAUCAUCUCUGCCAUUUAAACGGAACCAGAAAAAAUACCGGUGGCCGGGUUUCCAUGCAAUUUGCGAAUUUAACUUGUGCACAAAAUUGUAAUAUCGCUCAAAACAUUUGCGAACAAACACUGUUUCCAUCCAAUGAGUCAGAGUACGAAAUCGUCACUUCCUGAUAAACUGCCACUAAACAUCACUAGGAAAAGUAGGAUAAGCUACUGAAUAUAAUAAUUGUCCUAUAUAAUAAAUAACUUGCACCUUAGAACGAGCAGACAAAACACAGGGAAUGUGGUUUCGGAGGUGAAUGCUGCUGUUUGGAAAUGCAGUCGUUUAACAGUUCUGGGAGGCCAAUACACAGAAAUUCUUAGAUGAGAGACUUUGCUCGGGCAUUUCCAAAUGACCAUAAUAACAUUUCAGAUGCUGUGGAAUGAGAUCGGUCCACGGGUUAGUCAGGAUUUACCGUCCCAU